Mustela lutreola (European mink) is the source of this 1402-nucleotide messenger RNA. RefSeq lists its product as uncharacterized. The coding region runs from base 467 to 1402 and encodes 311 amino acids. The transcript has 3 exons. The record is from RefSeq and is a predicted model, not a curated record. NCBI's taxonomy places the organism in Eukaryota, Metazoa, Chordata, Mammalia, Carnivora, Mustelidae.
CCUUCAGCCGUCCUCCCCUCCUCACUUGGCCACUCACUUGCUAGGCCAGGGUCCCUCUCACAGCUGCCACCCUCCAGGCCUAACCUCAAGCCUCACGUUCCCGUACGGCUUCCCGGCCCCGCAGCUCAGGUCCUCCUCUCCCCUUCCGCUUUGCUGAGACCGGCAGUCCUCAGAUGAGGCUGAGGUCGGUGCUUGUCAUCCACCGAUGUCCUCCCGCUCCCUGGAUCAAGACCCACGUGCCGGCCAGCCACUGUGCCGCUCCCCAACCUUCCUCGCUCCUCUUGCUUCAGCACAUUCACUCGCCAAAGCCUAACCUGUGUCAAACCGCAGCUGUCUUUGUGGCUUGACAAUCCCCUGCCUGUUCCUUUGCACAGCUAGUGGGUCUGGGUGGUGCUGGCGGCUUCCCUGGGGCACCUUCUGUCACCUGAGGGCCCACUGGGAUCCGGGGGUGAGAGGGGCACCAUGUAUGGACACUGGGGCUGUGGUCCCUGGACUUCUGGUUCCCUGCCCUGUGGCCCCGCCCUGCCCACGCUGGACCGGCUUCCUCAUGUGCUUGGGCCAGCAUUUCAGAAGAGUGCAUAGACCCUCAAGGUCUCCUGAGUCCUGGGCUCCAGACCCGACACGGCGGAACUCCCACUACCUUCCGUUAGCGGAAACGCGGCCAGAUUCAGGAAUAAGACGCCAGGUCAUGCUCCUCUGUCGGUCCCACGAGCCCUCUGCCAUCCCAGAGCUGCUCCGAGCCCCUGAUCGCCCUGGCUUUACACUCUGGGCUGCGGGGCCACCCAGGAUCUCACAUUUGCUGGCCACGCCCCAGUGUGCUCCUGAACAAUUUGAGCAACUUCCGGUCCCUCUCCUCGGCCCACGGUGCCUCCUCCCUGUCCCCUUCUCAUCUGAUGUGGCGCUGAGACCUGCCAGUCACCAUGGCCCCUGGGUGAGGCCCCGGUGCUCCCUGCGCGAGGCGGGCACCUGGCCCCUCCCCUGUCUCUGCACCCUCACUGCCUCUCCCCGUGAGUCCGUCUCCACUGUGCUGCUCAUGUUAGGAAAGCGCGACACAGUGUCAACUUCUCAGGUCCCCACUCGGCUCUGCACCUACCGAAGCCUCUCUCUGGCGAAGGUCCUGCAACAGCGACCCUCCCAGCUCUCAGACCAGCUGAACGUUCAGCCAGCAUCCUUGGCACUUGGUGUCCACACCCGACCCUGGCCCAUCAGGCCUGCAGCGCUCGAACUCCUGGUGUGUCCGAACAGCCCCUUCGGACUCCUCGCGUCCCUGCCGCUGUCACCGCGCGACCACCAGCUUCCCUCGCCCGGUUCUCAGAGAAGCUCCCAGCUGGGCUCCAGCUCCCUUCCUGACCUGAAGUCUUUACUCCACGCGGGGAUCCUGAUGACCCUGUCAGGAAUGUGA